Messenger RNA from Knipowitschia caucasica, 774 nucleotides. Lineage: Eukaryota; Metazoa; Chordata; Actinopteri; Gobiiformes; Gobiidae. The record is from the annotation of a GenBank genome assembly.
AUGCCCAGUGCUGAACCGUGGGUUGGGUUAUGGAGACCCCACAGACCACUGGGCCCUAUUGCAGCGAUGUACAAGAGCCCAGGGCCAAAGUACUCGCUGCCUGGACUCACAGGAGAAAAAUUGCACUGCUUGACAAAAUAUAAAGCUCCUUACUACAGCUUUGGGUCCCGUCAUGAGCUGUCUGCCUCCAGUCUUUCUCCUGGACCCAGAUAUCUUGUGCCUUCUAACAUCACACGAGUGGGCAGGGAUGGGACACCUGCAUUCUCCCUGCACGGGCGCCCAAAGGAACCUGGUUUAUUCCAAGCACCUGCACCAGGACACUAUUCCCCAGAGAGGUCCUCAAAGUCUGUCUUCCGCUGUUCUCCUGCGUUUACACUUUCUGGAAGAACCAAAGAAAGCAUCAAAGAUUAUGGACCAGGUCCUGCCACUUACCAACUGCCUGGAGUGAUUGGUGGCAAAUCUGUGGUCACCUCAUCUGCCCCUAUGUAUUCACUGUGUGGACGGAACAAAACUGGGGGCUUUUCUGAGGACCUCAAGAAGACUCCUGGUCCUGCUGCCUAUAAAGUUGUUGACUCGAGUCUCUACAAGGAAAAGCCUCCUCAUUUCAGUAUGACAGGUCGCAACUUCACCCCAGGGGAAACUACCAAGAAACCUGGACCUGGGGCUUACUGCCCGGAGAUGGUGACCUCAACUAAAUUCCAAGCCCCCAGUUACUCCUUUGGACUUCGCCAUUCUGAAUAUAUUGCACCUCUCAUUAAGGAUGGAACAGAGUAA